CUAUGCGUCUUGUCAACCGCCUUAACCUUAAAAUUUGAAUCCACAUGAAUGGAGAAAAAACCGAUUUUUUGAGUACAUAUUUUAUAUUCCCUACAGUAGAAAUACCAUGAAUAGCAAAAUGGACAUAUUCGUUCAGAAAAAUAACGUCUUAACUGGAUUGCCAGAAUGGGAAAUAGAAAAUGCGGAUUAUGACUAUCACCAAGAAAUUGCUCGAUCUUCCUUUGCUGAUAUGUUACAUGAUACCGAAAGAAACCAGAAAUAUGAAGCUGCGUUGAAAAUUGCAAUUGAAAAAAUACAUAAGAAAGGACAGAAAGCGAUAGUUCUAGAUAUAGGUACUGGAACAGGGCUAUUGUCUAUGAUGGCUGUUAGGAAUGGUGCUGACAAAGUAACAGCUUGUGAGGGUUUUGAACCAAUGAGUGUUUGUGCUCUUGAAAUAAUAAAACUCAAUGGAUUCGAAAAUAAAAUAAAAGUAAUUCCCAAAAGAUCUAUUAAUUUAACUGUAGGUAAAAAUUGUGAUUUAGACGAAAAAUGUAACAUUUUAGUUACAGAAGUUUUCGACACUGAACUAAUUGGGGAAUGUGCUUUGUCAACUUUCAAUCACGCUCAUCAUUCUUUGCUAACAGAAGACUGUAUAGUUAUACCUCAUUCUGCUACAAUGUAUGCACAAGUAGUGGAAUGUCCCAUAGCACAUGAAUGGAAUAGAAUAUCAGAUAUAUAUGAAGAUGGGGAGCUUUUACUGAAAGUUUCUGAUAAUAUAAAAAAUUGUACUGGUUCUGCAGCUCUAUAUGAUUUUCAACUGAGCCAAUUGCCAAAAGAUUCAUUCAAAACUCUCAUGAAACCUACUCCUAUUUUUGAAUUUGAUUGGACUACUUGUACUCCUCUAAAGCGAUCAACAGUUCUGAGUGUUCAAGCCGAGUGUGAUGGUGAAGCACAGGCUGUAUUUAUGUGGUGGGACUUGAAAAUGGAUACUGAAAAUAAGAUAAUACUCAGUUGUGCGCCAUAUUGGGAUCAUCCGUCAUCCAAAAGUGAUUUAAAUGUGAAGAUACCCUGGAGAGAUCAUUGGAUGCAAGCGGUUUAUUACUUUCCUAAAGAAAUAGUGUUCAUUAAGGGUGAAGAAUUGAAUUUAUUAGCCAAUCAUGAUGAAUAUUCUUUAUGGUUCAAUAUAAAAAAAACACCAGAAUUUGAUAAAGUGGAUUAUAGAGUACCAUCCUGUAAUUGUAGUGUCCAUAUACUUCCAAGGACAAGAAUUGGUCAAAUGAACGACAAACAUAGAUAUAAAGUAUUAAUGGAUAAUAUAAAGAACAAAAUUGCAGAAAAAGAUAUAUUAGUUCUGAGUAAUGGAUGCCACUUUAGUUUGAUAUGUUCCAAAUUGAACUCAAGAAAAAUAUACAUUUUCGAUAAUAACACUCAAUCUCGAAAAAUUUUACUUAAUUUCAUUUCAGUUAAUGAGAUCAAAAAUGUUGCAUUAUUUGAAAAUAUUGAAAAUUUAUUGAAAGAAAUACCAGAACAUUCCAUUGAUGUAGUUUUAGCAGAACCUUAUUUCCUCACAAGUAUUCUACCUUGGGACAAUUUAUAUUUCUAUUUUAGCUUAAGAAGAAUCAGGUCACUUUUGAAGGAGAAUGUGCAAAUUUAUCCUAAAGCAGCUUGUAUAAAAGCCAUAGCCGUAUGUUUUGAUGACCUUCAUAAAAUUCGAACACCUUUGAAAGAAUGUGAGGGUUUCAAAAUGGAGAAUUUCGAUAAUUUGAUUAAGGAAUCUUCACGUAUAUGUGAUGAGUUGGUUGAACCACAACCUCUCUGGGAAUAUCCAGGUAUUGCUGUGAGUUCGGUGGAAAAAAUUGUAACUCUUCAAUUCUCUGAACAUAGCUUGGAAUUUAUAAAACUAAGAGGCACCUUAAAAAUUGAAGACAAACGAGCCUGCAAUGGAAUUGCUUUUUGGGUGGAUUGGUUACAUGGAAAUGACAUAAUAACUACAGGUGCUAUAGUUGAUCCAGAAAUAGGAAAAAAAAUAAUGUGGGACAGGAAUAGCAAACAAGGGGUUUGUCUUUUUGAAACCAAAUACGUGGAUUCUAUAAACUACUAUUUCACGUUGGAUCUCAUUCUUGGAGACAUAAAAUUUGAGUACAAAUAAUUGAAUAAAUUUUUUUUACUGAGAA
Harmonia axyridis is the source of this 2153-nucleotide messenger RNA. It is a transcript of the gene Art7, whose product is annotated as protein arginine N-methyltransferase 7. The transcript is spliced from 3 exons. Gene Ontology annotation, biological process: peptidyl-arginine methylation. The coding region runs from base 107 to 2128 and encodes 673 amino acids. NCBI's taxonomy places the organism in Eukaryota, Metazoa, Arthropoda, Insecta, Coleoptera, Coccinellidae. The record is from RefSeq and is a predicted model, not a curated record. Gene Ontology annotation, molecular function: protein-arginine omega-N monomethyltransferase activity.